GUUUUUGAUGAAGAAGAAGAAAGCAAGUUGUCCUAUACGGAGAUUCAUCAGGAGUACAAAGCUCUGGUUGAAAAACUGCUAGAAGGUUAUCUUAAGGAAAUUGGAAUUAAUGAAGAAACAUUUCAAGAAGCGUGUUCAUCUCCUCUUGCAAAGUCACAUACGUCACAGGCCAUUUUGCAACCAGUGUUGGCAGCAGAAGAUUUUAGAUUAUUUAAGGAAAUGAUGGUACAGAAAAACAUUGAAAUGCAGUUGCAAGCCAUUAGAAUCAUUCAAGAAAGAAAUGGUGUGCUACCCGACUGUUUGACAGAUGGUUCUGAUGUGUUCACUGAAAUUGAACAACAAGAAAUGAAAAUACUCAGAGAGGUUCUUAGGAAGUCUAAGGAAGAGUAUGAAAUGGAGCAAGAAAGGAAAAGGUCUAAAGAGACACAUGAUAAAUUGAAGUCAUCAGAUGUUACAUACGACUGUCCCGGAUAUUCAAGAGCAGCAAAAGAUAAGGAAUCCACUGAAGAUAUUGAGAGAGUUGAUGAUUUUGAAGACAUUGCAAAAUUAUCAUUAGAAGAAACAAACAAACCUACUAAGGAAGAUUUAAGGCCUGUGCAUCCUCUGGUAAGAGUGAUAGAACCUCCUCCGCAGCUUUCUGAGCCUACCAAACUGAAAGAAGAAAUUAAGAAAAAGGGAACUGGAAAUUGUUCAGAGAAUGCAACAAGAGAAGCUGGGCCUGAGGGAUUUAAUUUAUCAGAGCUUGAACCACACCACCUCAGACAACGAGAAGACUAUUUGAAACAGAAGCGAGAUACACUGAUGGCUAUGAAGAAGGAAUCAAGAAAUAAUCUACCAACACCAAAUAUAGAUCAGAAAGAAGAGGCAUUAUCUUCUAAAGAGGAAAUGUCAGAAGAGGAGAAGCAAAGACUACUGCUAAAGAGGAGAAUGCUUGCAGCAAAACUUAAAGAAGAAGUUAUUAACAAACGCUAAGUUUUAAGAAUCUCAUUGUAAGAAUACUUGUGGACAAGAAUUGAAUUUCUUUUACAAUAAAUUAUUUAACCAUAAA
Chelonoidis abingdonii (Abingdon island giant tortoise) is the source of this 1048-nucleotide messenger RNA. The record is from RefSeq and is a predicted model, not a curated record. NCBI's taxonomy places the organism in Eukaryota, Metazoa, Chordata, Testudines, Testudinidae.